UGGGAGCUGGACCUCCACGGGCUCUACGUAUCAGAGGCCACAGAGGCCCUGCGCCAGCGCCUGCAGCUGCUGCAGCGCCAGCCGCCAGGCCCAGCCCAGCCAGCCCCCACAGGCUCCGCCGCCGCCGGCCACCCCACGCGCGGCCGGGCGCUGCGCGUCAUCGUCGGCCGCGGCAACCACAGCAGCGGCGGCGAGGCGAGCCUGCCGAGGGCGGUGGCGGCGUGGCUGGACGACGCGGGGCUGCGGCACCGGCUGGUAGGCGGCUCGAUCGAGGUCGCGGUGCGGCCGCUGCCGCUCCCUCGGCGGCGCUAG
Monoraphidium neglectum is the source of this 312-nucleotide messenger RNA. RefSeq lists its product as hypothetical. NCBI's taxonomy places the organism in Eukaryota, Viridiplantae, Chlorophyta, Chlorophyceae, Sphaeropleales, Selenastraceae. The annotation marks the transcript as partial. The record is from RefSeq and is a predicted model, not a curated record. The transcript has a single exon.